CUUCCUUUUCUUCUUUCGCCCUGUAUAGCAAAGUCACAUAACUGAGACUAUGCUCUGUGCAGGCACAACAAACACAAUCACCUCUACCAUGAACCCUCAUUUUACCGAUCAAUCCACUCGAGACAUUCCUGGCCCUUCUCCUGCCGUCGAGAGUAUACUCGCAGACGCCCUCUUCCCACCACGACCUUCCACAGAACAACCUGACUCGGAAACACCUUCAGACAAAAAAGACCCGCUGGCGGCUCAAGUCUGGCGGUUGUAUACAAAGGCCAAGGAUACACUUCCCAAUGGUUCACGUCUAGAGAAUCUCACAUGGCGCAUGAUGGCCAUGACCCUCAAGAAAAAAAAGGCAGCUGAAGCAAAAGCCAAAGCCGAAGAACAACAAAACGAGUUUAAUCAAGACGUUUCCCCUCCCACACAUGAUGACACCACUGUCUUCUUGUCGUCCUCAGCCCCACCAGCAAUCGAUGGAUUUGGCCCCAACUUUCACUCUACAAUCCGACCAAAGUCAAAUCACGAACGGAACGCUAUGGUGUAUGGGUCUACUCGUGCAGCACCUUCUCACUUGUCUUCGACGAUAUUCCCACAAACUCAUACUUCAAACGGAUUUACCUCUGGUGUUCAUGGCACCAAUAGUAUCACAAUUCCUGCGGAUUCAGAUAUGGAAGAGUGCGACAGACUAUCUCCUUACUCGGUAUCAUCCAUGGAAGCAUAUUUCAGUCAUUCGUUGCCGAGUGACCAGCUUCCAAUGCAGUUCCAGAACAUGGGCAUUCAUCCACCAGCACUUUUCCAACCACUUUCCCCCGAACCGACAAUUCCUGAUGAACAUAUGAAUAUGAACUCGAGUGCAAGUACAAGUGCGAAUGCGAAUGCGAAUGCGGAUACGAGCACGAAUGCAAAUGCAAAUGCAGGGGCACUCAGCUUCGAGGAUCUGCUGACAAUGUAUUAUGUCCCUCAAUCUGCCCCUGAUCCUCUGCUCUCCGUGCAUCCAGAGCCACUCCCACUUCCGACUGACAAGAAAGAUAGCGCCACCCACUGUACAAACUGUCGCACCACAACCACACCACUCUGGAGACGAAAUCCUGAAGGCCUUCCACUUUGUAAUGCGUGUGGUCUCUUUCUCAAACUCCAUGGCGUCGUGCGUCCUCUAAGCCUUAAGACAGAUGUCAUCAAAAAGCGCAACCGAAGCAAUGCCACGCCCAUCACCACAGUCAAUAAGGGCAUCAAAUCCAAAGCAGCCGUAUUUGCUAACCCCACCAACCAUGCCAUCGGUAAACGCGCCUCCACCAGCAUUAUCACACCCAUGCCAAAAGAUAAAAAGAAGCCGAACCUUGCCCCUGUUCCAUUCACCAAUGCAGGUCAUCCCUUACGACCCAUUGGUUCGCAAAUGAACUACUCCACUAUAAACUCCACUGCCACCUCGAAUCCAACCUUAACUCCCAUCACCACCAAUACUAAUACUAAUACUACUACUACUACCAAACGUCAACGUCGCCUCUCCCUGUCAGAACAGGAUAAUAACAACACCAAUGACAACAAAACUAAUAAUCAGUACCACAUAUCCAUACAGCGUCCUAUUCUUCAGACAGUCGGAAGCGCCCCUAAUCUCUCUUGGAUGGGCAUGAUGACUCAACCUGAUCAUGUUCAUCCCAUGUCCAUCUCUGAUAUUCACCCAGGAUGGGGAAAUCUCUAUAUACAAUCCUUGAAGUACUUUCCGAAAGUGUUUAAUAAGUGGAAAUAUAGGCCCAGUUUUAUGCUCAAGUUUUUGCAUGUUCUAAAAAGGUCUACUUUGGUACCCAUCAUCCAACACACUCAGCGUAAAUUCAGUAGGGUUUUGUUGUUAUUAGUAUUGGCUUUAGUCCAGAUCCGACUGUUACUAGGAAGUACGUGA
Phycomyces blakesleeanus NRRL 1555(-) is the source of this 1891-nucleotide messenger RNA. Its product is annotated as GATA-type zinc finger transcription factor. The record is from RefSeq and is a predicted model, not a curated record. The transcript has 5 exons. The coding region runs from base 50 to 1891 and encodes 613 amino acids. Gene Ontology annotation, molecular function: zinc ion binding; DNA-binding transcription factor activity, RNA polymerase II-specific; RNA polymerase II cis-regulatory region sequence-specific DNA binding. Gene Ontology annotation, biological process: positive regulation of transcription by RNA polymerase II; negative regulation of transcription by RNA polymerase II. Lineage: Eukaryota; Fungi; Mucoromycota; Mucoromycetes; Mucorales; Phycomycetaceae.